Messenger RNA from Spirodela intermedia, 3111 nucleotides. The record is from the annotation of a GenBank genome assembly. NCBI's taxonomy places the organism in Eukaryota, Viridiplantae, Streptophyta, Magnoliopsida, Alismatales, Araceae.
AUGGCGGGUGUGGGCACGGUGAGGAAGCUGGUGGUGGAGGUGGUAGAGGCGCGGGGGUUGGUGCCCAAGGACGGCGGCGGGUCGGCGAGCCCCUAUGCGGUGGUUGACUUCGACGGUCAACGGAAGCGGACACGGACGGUCACCCGUAGCCUCAACCCCUCUUGGAACGAGUCCCUCCUCUUCGACGUCUCCUUCGGCGGCGACGCCGCUGCCGCCGGCGAGCCCCUGGAAAUCGAGCUCCUUCACGACCGGAAAGUCUCCCCCACCCGCCGGAGCCACUUCCUUGGAAGAGUUCGCCUCGACCCCUCUCAGUUCGUCUCCAAGGGGGAGGAGGCCCUCGUCCACUACCCCCUCCAGAAGAAAAGCUUCUUCAGCUGGAUCCGUGGCGACCUCGCCCUCAGGGUCUUCUUCUCCGACGAGCCGGCGCCGGCGCCUCCCGUCGACCCUCCGCCGCCCCCCGAAAAGCUCCCCGACGUCGUUCCGCCCUCCAACCAUGCAGUGGAGCAGAAGGCGGCGCCGCCCUCCGGGGAGGCGGCGGUGGAGGCUGGGAAGCCUGGAGAGGCAGCGGACCAGGUGGCGCCGCCCGCCGGGGAGGCGGCGGUGGAGGCUGGGAAGCCCGUAGAGGCAGCGGACCAGGCGCCGCCGCCCGCCCCGGACGCGGCGGUGGAGGCUGGGAAGGCCGGGGAGGCAGCGGAUCAGAUGGCGGCGCCGCCCGCCGGAGAGGGGGUGGUGCCUCAGGAGGACCUGACGAAGGAGGAAGCGGCGGCCAUGGAGCAGCAGCUGCUGCAGCCGCCGCCGCCUUUGUCGCAGCGGCAGGUGGGAAGUGAAGAAGGCGGGGUGGAGCGGUCGUCGUUCGACCUGGUGGACAAGAUGCAGUACCUCUUCGUGCGGGUGGUGAAGGCGCGGUCGCUCCCCGGCGGCGCCGCCAACCCGCCACACGUUAGGAUCGCUGUCUCCGGCAGCAGCGCCGCCACCGGCCCCGCCAUGACAAGGGCCCACCCCACCUCCUUCGAGUGGGACCACACCUUCGCCUUCCCUCGCCCCGGCGGCGCCGCCGAUCAGGAGGAGCUGCCGGCGGAGGUUUCCGUGUGGGAUGGCCCGCCGGUGGAGUCUCCGGCCGCCGCCCCCGGCAAGCGGUUCCUCGGUAGCGUCCGCCUCGACGUGUCGGAGGUCUCCGACGGCCCGCCGGCGGCGCAGUGGUAUCGGGUCGCCGGGGCUGGAGAAGGAGAGCUGAUGCUGGCCACGUGGGUGGGCACCCAGGCCGACGAGUCCUUUCACGGUGCCACCAAGGCCGACGGCGGUGCCUCCUCCUCGCGCUCCAAGGUCUACCUCUCCCCCAAGCUCUGGUAUCUCCGUCUCACGGUGGUCAACGCCGACGACCUCCUUCCCUUACCCUCGGAGACGGCGGCACUGCUACAAGACGCCCCCGUGUGGGUGAGGGCGACGCUGGGGUUUCAGUCCCUGAAAACCCGCAGCGCCGCCUUGGGCCGCGGCGGAACCCUAGCGCCGCCGCCAUCGUGGGAGGACCUGCUGUUCGUGGUGGCGGAGCCACUAGGGGACCAGGCGGUCGAGAUCGCCGUGGAGGCCCGCCGCCGCCGCCGCCACGGGGAGGAGCCGGCGACGGUCCUCGGCUGCGCCCACGUGGCGCUCUCCGCCGUCGAGCGCCGCGUGGACGACCGCCAUGUAGCGCCAAGGUGGCUGGACCUCCUCCCGCCGCCCGCCGGCGGCGAGGAGGCCGGCGGCGCCGCCCCCCGCGGGCGGCUACAGGUGCGGGUGUGCCUCGAUGGCGGGUACCACGUGACAGACGAGCCGCCACACGCCGCCAGCGACUUCCGGCCCUCCGCCCGGCAGCUCUGGCGGCGGCCCGUCGGCGCCGUCGAGCUCGGGAUAAUCGGGUGCCGUAAUCUCCUCCCCGUCAAGUCAACCGUCGGCACCGCCGCUUACGUGGUGGCCAGGUACGGCUCCAAGUGGGCCCGCACCCGUACCGUGGCCACCAGCAUGGAGCCCACGUGGAACGAGCAGUACACGUGGCCCAUCUUCGACCCCGCUACCGUCCUCACCGUCGCCGUCUUCGACGAGUCCGCCACCGCCUGCCGGCCGUUGGGGCGGGUCCGGAUCCGGAUCUCCGCACUUGAGAGUGGGUGCGCGUACCGCAUUUCCUACCCUCUCUUCCUCCUCGGCCCCACCGGCCUCCACCGCACGGGUGAAAUCGAUCUGGCCGUACGCUUCGCACGAGCGGGAUCCCCCCUCGACAUCCUCCACGUGUACGGCCAGCCCGUGCUCCCUCUCAUGCACCACCUCCGCCCGAUCGGUGGGCUCCGGAGGGACCAUCUCCGAUCGGCAGCGGCGCGCCUAGUGGCCGCCCACUUGGCGCGAUCUGAGCCCUCACUUCCCAACGAGGCGGUGAUGCACGUGCUAGAGGCCGACGGCGAGUCACGCGGAGGCUUCAGCAUGCGCAGGAUGCGCGCCAGCUGGAACCGCGCGGCUGCGGCGCUGUCGUGGGUGGCCAGCGUGGCGCGCUGGAUGGAGAGCAUGAGGACGUGGCGGAAUCCGACGGCGACGAUCCUCGCCCACGGCGUGCUCGUUCUGCUCAUCUGGCACCCCGACCUCAUCGUGCCCGCCGUGGCCAUCCACGUGGCUAUGGUAGGUGUCUGGAACCGCCGAAAGAGUGCACGCGGGGCGGCUUCCACCGGCCACGUCUGCUUGAGGGCGUCCCAACUGGAGGCGACGGCGCAGCUGGCGGACGAGCUGGACGAGGAGCUGGACCCCUCGCCGAGCGCGAAGCCGCCGGAGGUGGUGCGGGCGAGGUACGACCGCCUGCGGGCCGCCGUGUGGCGUGCCCAGAACCUGCUAGAUGACGUGGCGGCCCAGGCGGAGCGGCUCCAGUCGCUGGUGACGUGGCGCGAUCCCCGCGCCACGGCGAUCUUCGUGGUGGCCUGUCUGGUCACGUCGGCCGUCCUCCUGGCGGUGCCCACGAAGGUAGCGGCGGCCGCCGCCGGCUUUUAUUGGCUCCGCCACCCGGUUUUCCGGGGAGCGGCGGCGGCGGCGGCGCCACCAAGGGGCCUCAACUUCUUCCGGCGGCUGCCCACGUUGUCGGAUCGCAUCAUGUAG